Messenger RNA from Schistosoma guineensis, 1458 nucleotides. Lineage: Eukaryota; Metazoa; Platyhelminthes; Trematoda; Strigeidida; Schistosomatidae. The record is from the annotation of a GenBank genome assembly.
AUGGAGUCUACAUGUGCAUCUACAAACGAAGGGCACUUGUUAAGUACCUAUCGUCAUUUUUUCGAGCUCCUCGUUCUCGUCUGUAUGUCUAUAUUUGGUGCAAAGUACGUGCUGAAGCUUUUCAAAAAGUAUAAGGGAGAGUUUCUUCGUGCUGGGUUCGCUGGUGUCGACAUGAAUAAACCGUCUAAACCAACAAUACCUGAAGCCCAGGGUGUAAUAUGUGGUGUUGUUUUUCUAUCCAUCAUGUUUCUGUUCAUUCCUGUUCCCUUUUGGAGAUACCUCGUUGGCAAAGCUGAUGUGCAAUCACUAGAAGUGUGCCCGACAAACAGAAUCAGCGGGGAACAGGAAAUUAUCUUUAAAAGCCAGUUCAUUCAAUUUCUUGCUGGUUUAUUGUCCAUAUGCUGCAUGCUUUUCUUGGGAUUCGCCGACGAUGCCCUCAACCUACCUUGGAGACAUAAAAUUGGUUUUCCAUUUGUUGCAGGCUUACCCUUACUGAUGGUUUAUCUAGCCAAUGAGGGGACCACAAGCAUAGCUGUCCCAGUUAUGCUGAGAAAUGCUUUCGGUAGUAGCGUAGAUAUUGGUAUUUUAUAUUACAUAUAUAUGGGUUUGCUGACUGUAUUCUGUACUAAUUCCAUAAACAUCUAUGCGGGAGUAAAUGGUCUUGAAGUUGGUCAGGCAAUUGUGAUUGGUGCUUCUCUAAUUUUAUUCAAUCUGAUCGAACUUUCUAGUUAUCACUGGCGUGUUCAUCUUUUUUCACUCUACUUUCUGAUCCCAUUUUUGUUUGUGUGUUGGUCUCUGUAUCGUGUAAACCGAUAUCCGGCGAAGGUUUUCGUGGGCGAUACAUUCUGUUAUUUUGCAGGCAUGACUUUCGCUGUAGUCGGUAUUUUGGGUCACUUCAGCAAAACAUUGUUACUAUUCUUUCUACCGCAAAUUGUCAACUUUCUGUAUAGCACUCCUCAGCUGUUUGGUUUGAUUCCCUGCCCACGCCAUCGAUUGCCUCGAUACGAUCCAGCAGAUGGUCUAUUACAUCCCAGUCGUGUUCGUUUUCAUCCAAAGUCUUUAUCACGUCUUGGUCAGUUUGUUUUGACUGUGUUUUCGUACGUGGGCAUAAUUGAAUGCAAACUUUGCCCGGAUUGUAUUCCGAAUAUUUCCACAUCACCCACGACGGGAAUGAUCGUUUCACAACCAUCUCAUGAAAAUAUGUCUUCUGAUGAAGAACAAACAUCGGAAAGACAAAGAGCUAGGAGUAGAAGCCCAGUUCAAACCAAGUUACCUACUGAAGAGAUUGUUGAAGUAGACAACCUUACUGUCAUAAAUAUGAUGCUACGUGUUUUGGGACCCAGAAAUGAACAACAAACCACCAAUACUCUUUUGCUACUUCAAAUACUCUGUUCUUGUUUCGCAUUUAUGAUUCGUUAUCCCCUUGCAUGGUUGUUUUAUGAUGUACCAGCUAAGUAA